This is a messenger RNA of Dipodomys ordii (Ord's kangaroo rat), 1815 nucleotides long. RefSeq names its product solute carrier family 38, member 8 (gene Slc38a8). The record is from RefSeq and is a predicted model, not a curated record. Gene Ontology annotation, biological process: amino acid transmembrane transport. The transcript is spliced from 13 exons. Lineage: Eukaryota; Metazoa; Chordata; Mammalia; Rodentia; Heteromyidae. Bases 1 to 1791 code for a protein of 596 amino acids. Gene Ontology annotation, molecular function: amino acid transmembrane transporter activity.
AUGAGUGGUGACAGCAGAGAAACCCUGCUCCUCCCCAUCCUGCCCUGUGAAUGGGACACUCAGGUCCAGUCCUUGCCUGGAGACACGGGAGCUCCACUGAGGCGAAGUCCCCAGGGCCGGCCAGCCCAGCAGAGAAAGCUUGAGCUCUCCCAGAGCCGUGACCGGCAGCGGGUUCAGGCCUUCCACUCCAGCCUCUGUGCCUGUCUUCCCAUCACCAUCACCAUCACCGUCCCUGGCCGACCUCUGACCCCUCGCGUCCUGUUACAAGGGCACUUACUCUCAAGGAGGCCAGGUUUUGGAGGAGGGGCAGGGAGCAGUCUGUGUGAACACCGCCUGUGGUCCGGACCCUCGUCCAGCCUGGGCUGCUACACGGGCCUCACCGCCCUCUUCAGCUCACACCGGUCAUCUUCCCACGGAGGAACCAAGGAGGACAUGGUGACAGCCAUGGAGGGGCAGACCCAAGGGAACAGAGGCCUAACAGAGAAGCCUCACCCUGCGGCCGCCACCCCCAGCUUGUCCUCGCUGGGCGCCGUCUUCAUUCUCAUCAAGUCUGCACUGGGAGCUGGCCUGCUCAACUUCCCCUGGGCCUUCCACCAGGCGGGAGGCGUGCUGCCCACCUUCCUGGUGGUGCUGCAUGCCACCCCCCUGGGGUGGCUGGCUGGAGUCCUGCGGUCCUUCUUACAGGUCUCCUUGGUCUUCCUGACCAGUGGGCUGGCCAUCCUGGGCUAUGCAGCCUCCGUCAGCGGCCAGGACUCCUACCAGGGUGUGGUCCGCGGGCUGUGUGGCCCGGCCAUGGGGAAGCUGUGUGAGGCCUGCUUCCUGCUCAACCUGCUCAUGAUCUCCGUGGCCUUCCUCAGGGUGAUCGGGGACCAGCUGGAGAAGCUGUGUGACUCCCUCCUGCUCGGGGACCCCCAGCCCUGGUACGCUACCCAGCGUUUCACGCUGCCCCUGCUGUCUGUGCUGGUCAUCCUGCCCCUGUCGGCACCCAGGGAGAUCGCUUUCCAGAAGUACACCAGCAUGCUGGGCACCUUGGCUGCCUGCUACCUGGCUCUGGUCGUCACGAUGCAGUACUACCUUCGGCCUCCGGGGCUGCUGCGGGAGCCUCCGCCUUUGCCAAGCCCCGCCUCCUGGGCCUCUGCGCUCAGUGUCUUUCCCACCAUCUGCUUCGGGUUUCAGUGCCACGAGGCGGCCGUGUCCAUCUACUGCAGCAUGCGUCGGCAGAGCCUCUGCCACUGGGUCCUGCUCUCCGUGCUGUCCCUGCUGGCCUGCUGUGUGGUCUACUCGCUGACAGGGGUUUACGGCUUCCUGACCUUCGGGACGGAGGUGUCCUCGGACAUCUUGAUGUCCUACCCUGAGGACGACGUGGCUGUCCUCGUGGCCCGUGUGCUCUUCGCGGUCUCCAUUGUGACAAUCUACCCCAUCGUGCUCUUCCUGGGGAGGUCCGUGCUGCAGGACUUCUGGAAGAGGAGCUGGGGCGCGCAGGGUCCCUGGGCGCUGGCCGACCCCUCGGGGCCGUGGGUACGGCUGCCGCUGACUGUCCUGUGGGUGGCCGUGACGCUGGCCCUGGCCCUGGUGCUGCCCGACCUCAGCCAGAUCACCCGCACCGUCGGGGGCGUCAGCGCCUUCUUCAUCUUCAUCUUCCCGGGUCUGUGUCUCAUCUGUGCGGCGGACGUGGAGCCUGUGGGACCAGGAGUCCAGUGCUGCCUGGAGCUGUGGGGGGCGCUCUCCGUGCUGCUCGGCACCUUCAUCUUCGGGCACAGCACGGCAGUGGCUGUCUUGGAGCUCUUCUAGGGGUGCCUGUGGCCGGUCCCUGUG